Molecule: messenger RNA, 1571 nt
Organism: Cryptotermes secundus
Lineage: Eukaryota; Metazoa; Arthropoda; Insecta; Blattodea; Kalotermitidae
Exons: 4
Coding region: 1-855 (284 amino acids)
Source: RefSeq, a predicted model, not a curated record
AUGCAUUUGUCUGUUUUAGGAAUAAGUUCAGAAUUCCUGGAUGUAUAUAGUAUAGGAAAGAAUGGAAAUUUUCCUUUGAAGUUAACAAAAAAGCUGGUAUCAAAUCUAAGAGUCCCAGACAACAAUGUUGAAAAGGUUUUGGAAUUUAUUCAUUCUGUAGCUCCAUCACUUUCUAAAAACGGUCCAGAAGACAAGUUUAACAAGCUCAUGCAAGUUCUGGUACUAUCAGCUCUUGAUGAAGGAUUCAGAUCACCUGUGCUGCAGUCCUGUUACUCACGUUGCAUUGGAGUGCUAUUAAAUGCCAUUCCAGAAAGUCAGUGGAAUGAAAACAGAGUGUGGGCUCUCUGUCAGAUGUUGCAUCGGGAUGGUACGGAGCAUUUCCACAACCAGGCAGUGGUUUGCUGUUCACUGCUGACAUUAAGUCCUCAUGCAAUAGAGAUUGCAAAAGCUUUGGCAUUUGCAACAUUGAAUCACCUACUGGCAACAGAAUUGAAGACCAAACCACUUGACAGCAUUGCUAAUACAAGUAUAUUUGCACUUCUGAAGUACUACGAGCCCGUGAAUGAGCUCAACUGCUACGUACUUUAUAUUAUUAUCAUGCUGGUGGAUUUCUGCCUUUCGAGAGCUUAUGUUGAAGAUAAUUUAAAUUUGGAAAAUCUCAGUUACAUGGUAUCUUGGCUGAGCAAUUUGGGAGGCAGAAUUUCUACUGCUAUAGAUUCAAUUGAUACUACAGUCAUGAAAGAACUGAUCAGUCGAUGCCUGUCAGAUUGGCGCAUAAUGAAAGUUGAUAGAACUUAUGUUGAGCUUACAUAUGGUGAUCAACCUGCCUCAUUAUCUAGUGACAUCAAGCAAUAAACAUCAUAUCCAUAUUGUUUUCUGCAAGUUGGAUGCAUAGGCGAUCCAGCAGUGUGUUACAUAUUGAAGUUAAAUGCAAGACUAAUAUAGUUCACAUGUUACAGAUACUCGGUUAUAAUGUCAGUGAGUAUGUCAUAGAGAUUGUGCAGAAACUAGUUCAACAGGAGAACAGCAGUGCAGUAUUGAAUCAGUGUACAAACUUUACCUCAUCAGUUAUUCAAACAUUUUGGCAUGCAGGUGGUACAGUAAUAGCAACAUCAGUAAGUCCUGGAACAAAAUUGUUUACUGAAGUGUAUGUUCACAUAUGGUGGUUUAUAUAUUUAUUUAUGGUCUUAGUUAAUAAUACUUUAAAUAUCACAUCUAGCCACCAUCAUGCUGCCACCACCUUGCAACGUUUUAUUAAUGUCAGAGGUUACAAACCUUUGCUGGAGUGCUGAAAAACAGCAUAUUUCUUUGUAUUUAGUGUAUUUUCUGAAAUGCAAAACAGCAAAUUGCACCAUCUGCUUUUUGGACAGCUGAGAUGAUUAUAUCAGCAGUGCCCAGUGCUACAAAACUAGUAACUCAAAACUCUGUUGUAAGACACUGGCUUUUCCUGUGUUCUGAAUGCUAGAUUUUAGCCUAUACAUGGGCCAAUUCUUGGUGCAAGUUUAAUUGUAUUCUUUUGAGAGAGUUACAGGUUGAUCCUUCUGUUUCAGCAAAUUUUGAGGUGAAGAAAG